Molecule: messenger RNA, 2311 nt
Organism: Ectocarpus sp. CCAP 1310/34
Lineage: Eukaryota; Phaeophyceae; Ectocarpales; Ectocarpaceae
Source: the annotation of a GenBank genome assembly
GCUCAACGCGGUAUCUUGCAACCAAAACAAUUGACCAGCUCGCCCGGUUGUUCGAGGCGGCGCAUUGCUGCUGCACAGCGGCUUGGCGACGCUCCCCCCACACCACAGACAACGCCGACACCGGUACCGCGAGAACCAGCACGAGCAUCGCGGAAGCAGCCAGCGGUUCUUCCUCAGAGAACAGCCAGUUUCGGUCCGACAAGCUCGCCGAGAGCGUUGCAAAUCACCUCGGCUCGGCGAGAAUGGGGGUUUCGCAGAUUGGGCCGGGCGGGGGGGGUAAUGGGGAGGGAGGCGUAUCCCCUCAGGGGCUAACGGCGUGGGUGUCGGAAAGGGCCCCCCUCUUGCACCACUGCCUGAGCACGUUUAUACACACGAGGUGCUUUCUUUACGGGGACGCCAGGAGCCUGGGGGUAGAAGCCCUGCCUUCGUGCGCGGCCAGCCUCCCGCCGUCGCUGGCCGUCUUCUCGCCUCCCCGGCCGCAGCAGCCGUCCUUCCUGCUGGACAGCCACCGGGCGGAAAUAUUUGGGCUGGCGCUGUCGACCAAGGCCCUGCAGGGGCCCUGGAUGAGGAUCUACAACAGCGAAGAGGACGGGUUGUCUUUUAACAGGGUAGCUUUUAAGCUUGUCGGGUACGGGGGUCCCACGGUGAUCUUGAUCCGCGAGAGAGAGUCCGGCGCCGUCUGGGGCGGCUGCGCCGACUCCCCCUGGAAGGAGAGCAACUCGUUCUACGGCGGAGAGGCGUCCUUUUUGUUUAGGUUGGCCCCGGACUUUAAGAUCAUCCCGCACAAAAUGGCCAGGCGAGUGCAGCGCAACCAAAACUUCCAGUACCUGAACCUCAAGGGCUUCAGCCUGCCGCACGGUUUCGGGAUGGGCGGUUCGACGGAGGCAUUCCGAUUCUUCAUCCCGGAGGCCCUGGACGACAAGUGCGUCGGGAGAAGCGCCUGCCUGACCUUUGAGCAGGGGGAGCUGUGCCCCGAACAGUCGCGACGCUUCGAGGUGGACAUCUUGGAGGUGUGGGGUGUGGGCGGCGAGAAGGCGGUGGGGGAAGCGCUGGAGGCGAGGGAUAAGCAGAGGGAAUACACUGCUGCGCAGAUCCACAAAGCAAGACAGGUGGACAAGUCCAAGUUCGCGACGAACGCCUUCGACAAGGAGUUCCUGCUGGGCAAGACGUUCGGCGGUAACGGGGGGCACUACAACCCUAACAAAGAUCGGCGCAAGGGAGAGCGCUGAAACUCCCACCCGAGCGCCGCGCGCUUUCUCUCUACGCCUUUCCCCGUGGGUUUGUGCGUGUCAGAGCUUUUGCUUCUGGUCUCCCUUUCGGAUAACCGCCAUUGUUGGAGUUGUGCGUCCUUCGGAGUCCCAUACGAGUUGUUUUGCGAUGGUUCGGCUCUCGUCAGUUAUGCGUAACGAUUUGGCACGUGCUUCCAUUUUCCAGUGAGGUGGUGGUCAUGAUAUAUCACGGUGUAGUGACAGAGAAAAAUCGCCUCGUGAUGUCGGGACCCGCGCCAUAAAAGGAAAGUCCCCGAAUAAAAGUUUUAUUGAGGUUGUUGUGCCAAAUUAUUUUAACCACGAUCUGUCAGCAACCGCGCUAUUCGGGAACCGCGCUAUUCGGGACCGCGAUAUAUCGGGGCCACUACAACACUGUAGGCGGAUGAUUUUUUUUUUUGUGCGUCCUUGCAACACUUGAGUAGGUUUCCCCGUCAACAGCUUUGGGUGUGUAUCGUGUCAAGAUUGUCGUGUGUUUCGUCGAGAGUGUGGUGUUCCGCCAAGAGCACAUCAGUGUGUACACAGGAUCAAAGGUGAGGUAGUCUCUUGGUGGAGAGCAAAAUACCGUGCCAGUUUGUACAGCCGCGGAGAAUGCGAAGACUGCUUCCCACACGAGCAUCGAAUGUUGGUGUCGCUCAGAGCACCUUUGCCUUGCGGCCCUGUCCGAAGGAAAUCUCCAGCGUUAAUUUUAUUUAGUGUUUCUGCUCAAAAGGGUUUUUGCCAAGUGGUUGAUCGGUGACGUGUCGCACCCCAGCCGUAUCAACGAGCCGGCCGCACAAGCCUUACCAAGUCUAGCGCCGGACAAAGACGUCACGCACUGGACGUUGGACGUCGAUUGGAAUCGUCAACAACUGGCCCGAGCACCCUCCUUCAAUGUCGUCGAACACAUGGGCAUCACGCGCCUUUUUUUUCACAUCACAAGCGUUCGUUCUGCUGCGGAAUCCAGGGCAUGCCCUGAGUGUUCGUGCCUCGCCGAGUUGUCCUUCGAUCUCAAGAUGGUCAUGUAGUAUGUUGCUCUUGCCAUUUUUCGAUCUCGUCCCAUACGA